CUCCCACCACAAGGGAGUACCGCUGCUCGUGCUCUGUGGUCUUGUAAACGGUUAGAUGAAAGAAUAUUGUCACCACAUAAGUCAAAGCACUGUAUAUUAUCAUAAGGCGUUUAAAUACAGUAUAAAGAAAUGAUGAAUUCCUCAUCCAAAGGCCAAACUAAUAAUGCUAAGACACCAUUAUUUCAAAUAAAUCUACUUGAGAGGGAGUAUGUUAACCCUUCUGUUGACUACACCAAGAAUUACAAUCACUUCGCAGGAGCACGUUUUGUUAUUGAAUGUGGCAUCAAACUAAAGGCCAGUGUGUUGACCAUAGCUACAGCUGCUACAUAUUACCACAAAUUCUAUACGGUUGCCACGCUGGAGGAUUAUGACCCAUAUCUCAUUGGUUCUACGUGCAUCUAUUUAGCUUCUAAGGUGGAAGACGACGAUAUUAAGAUAAGGGACAUAAUUAAUGUUGGAAUUAGUUGUGUGCGCCGAGGAGAGCCCCCUCUCUCCCUGGACCCUUAUUUCACUAUGCGGGACUCACUUAUUCAAGCAGAACUGCUUCUGAUGCGCGUUUUAGGUUUCAAGAUGAAAGUAGAUCUACCACACCGUUAUUUACUUCACUACUUGCUUUCCUUGAAGGAUUGGUUAGGUGAGAAAACUUUCAACAAUGUACCAAUUGUCCACUUGACCUGGACCAUAACACAAGACAUUUAUCAUUCUUCAAUGGUCUUAAAGUAUUCACCUCAGUUGUUGGCAGCAGCAAUUCUAAACAUAGUGCUGCAGGUGUAUGGAAUAGUGGUGCCAGGAGAUGACGAGAUAAACAACCACUCCUGGUUCACUGUCCUACACCCAGACUGUACAAAUACAGAUGUAUGGGACUUGACUACCAAGAUCCUUGCCAUUUAUCAAGAGGAGGACGACCUUGUGUUGUGCACAUGAGUUAUGAAAUUUCUUUACACUAUUUGUAUUUUAUUAUAGCUUCAUAUAUAAGAUUUUUAGUUUUAUGAUAGAGUAUAGCUCACCUUGUGCACACUAAAGAUUGUGAUCAUGUACUGUAUAGGUAAUGAAUGAGCAAAUUGGAUCUUUUAUUUUUGGGAAGGGUAUGCAAAUAUGCCUAAAAAUAUAUUAUAUACAUCACUGCCAUGUCAAUGUUUAAGACAACUGUAAUUGUGAAGUCUAGGAGACUUGAUGUGAAUUAUAUGAAGCCUAAAGACUGUUCCAAGGGAGUGGAAAAUUUUGUAGCUGAUGAUUUUUAAUGUAUAAAGUAAUUCAUAAUGUGAUUUUAAGCAUUGGUAGAACAGCACACACAUAGAUUAUGCAAUACAGUAUAUAUUCUUUAGUUUAGAGAGUUGAAUUUGUAGCUACUGUAAUGCAGUACAGUGGCACUUUCAAAGUCCAGACCAUAUCGUACCAGAUUUAUGAAUAAUCUGUAUUUCUGCUUAAUGCAGAUUAUUCAUUAAUGCUUGUAUCUUUUUAGUUAUUUGUUGCCAAAAUUUCAGUUUUCUCGAAGCAAAUUACAUCUAUACAUAUUUCUUCAUAUUUAGAUUGUCAUGUAAAUAUUAAAUCUGCUAUAAAUAACUACUCGUGCAUUUUUGCCAGAACUGGUACUAGAACCAAUGCCAUACUCCUCUCUGCUAGCCAUUUGCCUCCCAUGCCACCUUCUAGUUUGUUCAAUAAUUCUGCCUUCUUAUCCAUGAUAAGAUGGUUCCUCUUAACCCCUUCUUGCCACAUACCAGAUGACAUGCUUUCAACUUUCAAAUAUUUGUAUAUCCAAAGAAACUGGUGAAAAAUGUUUUAGUAAUGAGAGGCCAGAGUGCACAUACACAGGAAACAAACAUGGCCGAUACAUAUGCUAAGUAAGUGUACAGAUGCCACAGAAAAUUGUAUUAAUCGGACAGUUGAAUCAUAGUAAAACAUUUCUAAAAUAAAAAUGCAUUAUCAUGAAUGAAAUUUAUUAAUAAAGAGCAAAAAUGUAAAAAGAAAACAAAUACAAUCUGCUGAAAAUUGCUUAAUGUAAUCUUGAUUUCAAAGCACAUCCUCCUGAAUUCAGAUUUUUCUCAGAAAAAUCACCAUUUCAAAAGGGCGAAUUGAUAGCCAGAUUUGGUCAGUUAUUUAGAGGAAUUCACUAUACAGUAUAGAGGUUGGGAUUAUGGAGGUUUCUUUACAUAGUUAAAUAGAUAUAAUGAUAAUUGUAACCAUAAUAUAAUGAUUGUACUGUAAUUUGUUUGAUUUCAACUUCAUUGACCUAUGUUAAUGUACAUAAUUGAAAAUAAAUUUAACUACAUUUUGUCAUCCAGUAGGGGAGUAUACUGUGCUGUAUUAGAGGUAGAUUGUUACAUAAAUGAAGAUACAAAUACAAGUACUGUAAUUUCAUACCUUGCAUGUAACGUAACGCCUUGCAUUAAUAAUAACUUUUCAAUGGAAAGAGUAGUGUAUACAAGUUCUGUAACACUUUUAUGGUUGUGGUACUGUAAAUUUUUCCCUACACAUUAUUCAUUGUUACUAAGGGUUUUACCACUUAUACUUUGGUGAACAGUACUACUAAUUUCUGAGCCAUCAUAUUUGUUUGCCUCUUAAAGUAAGAAUCUUCUGUAUGAUGGACGUGGUUUGUGAAUAGUUGGGCAGGACGGCUUUCAUGUAUCAGUGCUGCAGGAAUCAUUUAAAGUGUCCCUACAGGGUCGAACAAGGUGAUAUGAAGGAACUGGAGAACGGUUCAUUCCAGACCAGAAUAAACUCCACAAAUGAUAGUGAGGCUUCAAACCAGCUCGUGUAUUUGUGUGGUCAAAUCAAGUACUCACUGGUAAGUGGCAGCACUGAUUGAUGCCUAUGCACAGGGUUCCCAAACUCUGAUUGUCACAUUCUUUGACCAUGUCGACGUGUGUGAAACCUUUCCUAAGUUAAGCAACACUUUAUAUCCAUUGUCAACCAAUUAUGUCUACUCAAUAAUAACUUUCGUAUUGAUUUUUUUUUUGGGGGGGAGGGUCCCUGUAUGUGUGUUCAUAAAGUAUACCUCAUACACUUUUCCAACCGGGAUGUGUGCUUACAGAAAAAAAUAAUUAUGCAACAAAAUGCUUUUGCAUGCUCCCUAAAUGUUAAAGACUGCAGUAGUAUUUCACUAUAAAUUUAAUGGUCCAGGAUGAGGUUGCCCCCUGUGUUCAAUACAAAUUCAAGGAAGAGUUUUGUAAAGUGGUUUUGUUUAAAAAGUCUCCACCCUCUCCACAUCUCUAAAUUUCUUCCCUGGAACUUUAAAUUAAUGAUAUUAAUCUGUUUUCUGUUCUAGUCCUUAUAUUUUCUUACAAGAUACAGACUUUCAAUAUUCUAUCACUCGAUAUGCUUUUUGUCGAGUUCAUGAGAAAUACAUCUUGGUUCUCAUUGGGCAAGCAAACCUUGUACUGUAUUGUAAACUAGUAUUGUUUGCAGCUCGCUUUAAUGAGUUUUCACAUACAGUAAUUAAUAACAAUAUUGUUACACAUUCCUACCAAACUUAGGCAUGAAUUUUAUUGUAUGGGGCCUGCAGAUAUCAUCCAUAACUAAAUAUUAAAUUUUCUUAGUGUAAAUCUUCCCAUAAUAUGAUGGAAUUAAUGUCGAUGAUAAAAGUAUUUGUUCCUUAUACGAGUGCUGUACAGUAUUCAGAAAGAAAAGCCAACUUAAUGUUUCAAGAAGUGCAUUAAUAUUUUAUAUCAUGAAGUUUGAAUAAAUGAUAAGAAUUG
This is a messenger RNA of Procambarus clarkii (red swamp crayfish), 3695 nucleotides long. RefSeq names its product cyclin-Q. The record is from RefSeq and is a predicted model, not a curated record. Gene Ontology annotation, biological process: regulation of transcription by RNA polymerase II. Lineage: Eukaryota; Metazoa; Arthropoda; Malacostraca; Decapoda; Cambaridae. Gene Ontology annotation, molecular function: cyclin-dependent protein serine/threonine kinase regulator activity. Gene Ontology annotation, cellular component: nucleus.